CCGUAUUUACAACUAAACAGUAGGAUACCAGGAAGCACAGGUCGUAAAUCUAUCCACGGUGUUCGUGACAGCGCUGCGUGGGUGAACGGACAUGGCCACGCCCAUCCUGUUGAGCAGGUAGAUCAGGUGCAGUAAACACUAAGACCGAGGGCAGGAGCUGCGGUUUGGAAGAUACCUGGAAUAAACUACAACUCAACAGCACUUUCCUCGCUCAUCCAGUCCUUUCCUCGCCUCGACCAGGAUGAAGCCUGCGGUGGUUUUUGUGGGCCUCAGUUUAGCUGUGAUGGUUGUCUUGAUUUAUCAGGCCAUGAAACAGGAGUACAACCUACGUAAUUUGAAAACCCGCUUGGUGGAGAAAACGGCAGACUUCCAGAGGAACGAGGCGUCCAUUGACGAAUUGAAAACAAAAUUCCAGAUCAUGAACAAAGCGUUGAUGACCAUUAACAUAAAUAUAGCUGAGCUGAAUGAAAGGAAGAAAGAAUUUCAAACAGUUGCAUGGAACUCCAGUCAAAUUCUGCAGACCUGUAGCAAGGAGAAGAAAGCUGCUGAGAAUAAAAAGGCAGUCACACGAGAGGUUAUUCUAAAACUCAAAGCGGAUCACAGCGUGGCUAAAGAGAAAGCUGAAAGGGACAUUCAGCAAUUGAAAAAACUGAUUUUGGAUAGAGACACAGAUAUUUGUACCUUUGCAGAUACAACCAAGGUGGAAGCAAGGAAGCUGUGUGCGAGCCAUUAAGCAUUAAGCUCAAAAACAACAACUCAGAAACACUCAACAUCAAAUGUGAACUUUUAAUAAAAGAAACCCGCCAUGCAAAUGAGAAUAGAUGUUGUUCUAUCAGGGACGUAAAUAGAGCUCGGUUUGUUCCUCAUGAGAAAGUCAUAACUAUGUUGAUAUAGAGAACAAAACCAGUUCAUACAUGUAUUCAUUGGACAGAAGGCACAGUGAUAGGGAACAAGGAAAUGUGUUGCAGGUUUAUAUCAUUUUGUAAUGUAAUUGUGUUGGUGAGCUCUAGUACAGUGGUUCUCAAAUGGGGUUACAUGUACUCCUGGCACGUGAAGGCAUUCUAGGGGGUACGUACGAUUUAAAAAAUAUAUAUUUAAAGUGAGCAUCCAUUAAAAAAUCCUUUGAAAAUAGUUAAUAAAUCAAUAUUCAAUAAAAUGUAAGUGUAAUUUCAUAAACUGAAUUUUAUAUAAUGUAUAUUAGAUCAGACUCUGAUGGCACAGUGCUUUGUAUUACAUCUUCUUUCUUUCUUUUUAACCAAAAGGGCUUUGCACUGGUCAGGGGCUACUUGACCAUAAAAUAAAUGUCACAUCACUGAGAAAAGGUUGAGAGUUCUAGUAUAAUUUUUUUUCUGUAAAAAAAACAUUGACAUGUUAAUGGGCAUCUGCUUAUUUUCUAAAGCAUUCUCUGUAAAAUAAUUUGUUAACCAAAUAUACCACCUUGACUUGAACAAUAAGCUUUUCCUUUAUGGAAAAAAUCAUAUCACAUGUUGGAGUAUGACAACUUUCAUUUGAUUAAAAACUUUUAAAAAAUGUA
Molecule: messenger RNA, 1534 nt
Organism: Pseudoliparis swirei
Lineage: Eukaryota; Metazoa; Chordata; Actinopteri; Perciformes; Liparidae
Exons: 4
Coding region: 242-733 (163 amino acids)
Source: RefSeq, a predicted model, not a curated record